Messenger RNA from Cydia pomonella (codling moth), 5214 nucleotides. RefSeq names its product O-acyltransferase like protein-like. The transcript has 13 exons. NCBI's taxonomy places the organism in Eukaryota, Metazoa, Arthropoda, Insecta, Lepidoptera, Tortricidae. Gene Ontology annotation, molecular function: acyltransferase activity, transferring groups other than amino-acyl groups. The coding region runs from base 1193 to 3142 and encodes 649 amino acids. The record is from RefSeq and is a predicted model, not a curated record.
UUUAAUACGUCAUAAAUAGUACGGAACCCUUCAUGGGUGAGUCCGACUCGCACUUGGCCGCUUUUUAAGUUUAUUACCACUUAGUGGGAGUAUUUGACAUAGAUGCCAAUUGCAGGUUACUAUUAAAUUGCAGGUACAUACCAACAAAUACUGAGCUAAACCACGGACAGACAGGUAAAAAGACGCGGAUAAACUAUAAGGGCUCCCCAGUUGACUACGGAUUGUUAAAAACAAAUAAAUUUAAACUGUAAGUAUGAAGGUUUAGAAACAAAAUCCAAGAAGAUAAUUAAUAAGAAUACAAACUAAAUUUCAAAAUAAUUAAUUAAAACGAAAUACUAAUAAAUCUUAUUCAAAUAAUAUAACCCUAUUAAGAUCGCAUAGUGCCUUGCUUUAAUACCAAUGUUGUUAUUAUUGUUAUUGAAAGUCAAACGGUUCGAAAGCCCAAAGCCGCAAAAGGUUUUAUAAUUACUGUUCAAAGAAUUCUUAAUUGUUUGAGUUUACUUAGAAGCAAUAGAAGCUGACAAUAACUAAACUUUCAAACAUGAAAACAACUUCAUAAUUAAAUUAAGUGCCUAUAUCUUAUAGCCAUUUCACAAUUAACUUUACGAUCUCUUCAACAUUUAUUAAAAUUUUCUUCAACAUUUAUUUUAAAUGAAUUAGAAUUACAGUUUUAGGUUUUUGAAUGUUUUUUCAGCGUAGUUGGUCAUAAACGUAAACCUGCUUUCUUUUGUUGCCAUAUUCAUUAAGCGCGUCCACCAUACGCCCACAGCGUACUAUUACAGAUAGAGUCGCUCUUUUCGCGUACGACUUGACAUGAUAACGCUCGUCUCUUACUAUGCUAACCAGAAACUGCCAUAUGAAUAAUGUUUUCAUUCCUUCAUUCCAUUCCGAUAUUCCUAACAUAUUAUUUCAUUUCACUGUCAAUUACCUAAUAUCAUCACUAAAAGAGGGCAUGCAACAGAGAGGACUACAUAACGCGUGGUAUCAAAAAGUGUAGGUAUCACAUCAUGUUAUGCGCGAUUAUUCCGAGUUAAUACACCUGAUUGUUUACAGUCCAUAUGAAAGAUUGAAUUUUGACCUUGUAAAGUUUCGGAAAUGGAGUUUCCACCACCCUACUAACGUUUCGCUGGCUGACUCUAGGCCGCGCGGCCAGCCAGUCGCUUCGAGCGCGGGCAGUCGAUAGUUUGCCAAAAUGCGGUGGUACAUAGCAGUGUUUUGUUUAGUGAAUCUCGUCGCUGGCCAGAAUAGUACUAAUGAGGAUGGCGCCCACGAAUUCGAUUACUACUCCAUGCCUGUGCUCUCCGAGCUGGACGACUUUGACCUCUGCCUACGGAACCCUGAGGCUGUGUACUGUAUAGUCGACAUGGAGCUGAUGGAGGAUGACACACCGCUUUAUCAAUUCAUCAAGAACUUCUCAAUGAACAUUGCGAAGAACUACAAGCACUCGAAGCUCCACCGCGGAGUCUGUGCGAACCAGCAUUGCGGACUCAACCUCACCCAUGCCGUGGGAGGAGAAUCUACUGAAAUGGCCCUGAGGGACUGUCUUAACGCCUCCAUACACCGAGGCUACGGCCUGCAGGUGGAAACCCUGUCCGUGCGUUACUGUAAGACGCAGUCCGACAGCUUGCCCAUCGACGUGCUGGACUGGGUGGUCGGCGCCAUCCUGCUAGUCGUCCUCCUGACCAACCUGGCCUGCACCGCGUGGUACUUCCUUUGGCCUAGCGAACAACUCGAAAAUAACAAAUUCGUGAUGGCAUUCUGCGUGCAGAAGAACUGGAAAGCGCUGAAAAAAGGAGGCAACGCCGACGGCGGCGUGUUCAAGUGCUUCCAGGCCAUGAGAUUCUACACGAUGGUGAUGAUCUUGGGGCUACACUCCAUGAUCUUCAUCGGGUACGGCUAUACCGCGAAUCCGGAGUUCAUUGAACAAUCUUACAACGACUUCUUCAAAGCUCUGCUAUUCAACGCGCGCGUGAUCGUGCAGAUCUUCUUCGUGAUGGGCGGGUUCCUGAUGGCGUACAAGAUGCUGGUCUACGCGGAGACGCAUCCCUUCUCGCUUAGGACUAUCCCUAUGGCUCUCGUCAACAGAUGGUUCAGACUAAUGCCGGCCGUGCUCGUAGUAAUGGGUUUGGCAAUGACUUGGGUCCCGCAUCUGGGCUCCGGCCCCAUGUGGGACGCCGUGGUCAAGCGCGAACGAGACAUGUGCCGCUCCAACUGGUGGCAGCUCGUCAUCCUAAGCCCCAAUCUGUUCCCCUUCGAGCAUCUGUGCCUGCCACAGGCGUGGUACCUGGGUACUGACACGCAGCUCUUCCUCGUGACGCUAGUGGUCAUGCUGAUAAUCUGGCGCUGGCCGCGCUCCGGCGUGCCCGUGCUCUCCGUCGUCAUGUUCGUGUCGCUGCUCAUACCCUUCUUGCAGAGCUACUUCAUGAAACUGAUGCCUAUCCGAGUCAGCUUGUUCCCUGAAUCUAUAAGAGACAUAUUCGGGUACAACGACACUUUCUACCACGCGUACGUGUCGGCGCAAGGAAACUGGGCCGGCUACCACCUCGGUGUCAUCACCGCCUACUUCUACCACCGCGCACAGACUGAGAAGUGGAAUCUUAGGGAAUCUAUGCUCCUGCGCCUGAUGAUGCUGGUGUCGAUCCCGGUGGCGUGCGGCGCCGUGCUCAUGGGCUGGGACCUGCACCACCGCGAGGCCUCUGCCUUCGAGGCCGCCGUCUUCAACGCGUUAAACCAGAACUUCUUCGCUUUUGCCCUGUGUAUUUUCAUCAUCGGUUGCUUCUACAAGUGUAACAAGCUGUACGUGGGUGCCGUGGAAUGGGCCCCGCUGCAGCCGCUCGGCCGCAUGUCCUACUGCGCGAUGUUGCUGCACGCCACCGUGCUGCGGACCUACGGCGGCCAGAUGAGACGCUCCUUCUACGCUACUGACUAUACCGCCAUCAUGUUAUUCGCCGGCAUCGUGACCACCACGUACCUGUGGUCCCUUCCCCUGUACCUGUUCGUGGAGGCGCCCGCCUGCGCCUUGCAGAAGUUCCUUCUGGGCCCCAAGAGGAGACCCAGGAAGGAGCAAGAAGCCAACGGCACCGGCCAGGUGAAACCCGGACAGUCCACUGUGUCCGUCUCCACUGUGUCCACGCAUAUUUAAGUCUGAGUAGAUUUAACGGGGUGAAAUUAAGUUUUUAAGAGUUUAUCUCGGUGAAAUAAAAGGUACGUAAUAAUAUUCCAAUUGCAUCACGAGAAACAUUAAUAAAUCAACAAAUUAUAAACGUUAUUUUACUCAUAAAGUUGAUUUAUAUAAUGUGCACUUUCUAAAUGAAUUGGCAAGUUUGACAUUUACCUAUAGGCAAAGAGAAUUUGAAAUAGAGGUGGAUUGUCAAAGUAAAUUUUGUAGCCACAAUAAAUUUACUGCCAUCUUUUGACACAUGAUUAAAACUUUUAAAACGCUAUUGGACUUUGAUCCUCAUUCUUUCACUGAUAUGUGUUAAAUUUGUCAAAUCAAAAAAUGGCGCCAUCUAAUAGACAGAGAUUCUUUGACAAUCCAUCUUUAUUUCAAAUUUUCUUUGCUAUAGGCGAAUGAUGUGACGAUACAAAGAGAGGAUUUAAGAACAUUACCGAAUUAUUUUCAGGAGUUUUAUUAUUAACGUGAACAUACACGUAUUUAUUUUUUCAACACACUUGCUUAUAAUACGAGUAUAAUGUGGAACUUAUUAAACCGCUUUUAGGUUCAUGUCAUAAUUCCAGAUGUUAAACCUGCGUGAUUUUUUCAUUAUAAUUAUCUGUCUUGUGCGGUAAUGCUAUAAUUAUCGCACUAAUGCGGGAAUAUAUACUUUUUUUUAUUGUACUUUUACUGUUUUAACAAUUUAAAUUUGAUUAAUUAAUAAGUUUUGUUUUUUCCUCGCAAGUGUGUUAAAAACGUAAGAAACACGUGUGUUUUGGUCACUAACACAUCGGCAUUCUUAUUGCGCGCUCGCUUCCAGCUCGCGGGCACAAUAUCGCCUGGGCUAUUAUGAUUUAUGACCAACGUAGCACACUUGUAUCAUAAUGUACCAUGACGUACAAAAUGCAAUAGACGAUUAUGUUUAAAUAUCUUAGUAGCUAAAAUAUUUGUGGCUCCUUGGUAAGCUUGCCAACAAUUUUGCAAUUAGUGUCUCUUUUCAAGAAAAGUAAUAAGUACGUUGUGUCCCUCACUAAGCUCACUACCAUCCUUAUGGAAGAUAUCUUCUUAUACCUAUUAAAUAUAUUUGUAUUACUUUACUAUUGUUUUAUGUGACGGAAAUGUGUAUAAGGUCAAUUUAGAUUUGCUCAAUGUAUUGUUAAGGCAUAUACUCGUCUAUCCUGUGAUUUUAGUUAGUUUGUAAAUAGUGACGUAUAAUAUCUCUUAAAAGCUAGUAAUAGUUAUUAGUUUAUAUCAAUAUUAACGAUAUCUAAAAAAUACAACUACGACUUUUAGUUUAUCAUUUGAUUGUUUGUUUUAAGUUAUUCAGCAAUUAUAAUUUACUGGAACAUUACAUAUUUGUAAUAAUCAAGAGCAAUAAAUACGGGUCACUUUCAAUUUAAAUUUCCAUGCAAAAUGAUCUAUUUUCAUUGCUCUCGAUUGUACGUAAACAACGUUUAUGUAGAGUACAAUUACCUUAACUGGGUGCUUAGCCAACGUGCCAAUCGUUAACGCACCAUAGCGUAGCGUAAUCAUCUCUCUCUAUCACUCUUCCAUAUUGGUGUGACAGUGACAGUUGCGUUUCGUUCGUUACGGAGCGUUAACGAUGGGCACGUUGGCCACGCGGCCUGGACUUUUAUUUCAAAUAUCAAGCUAGUAAUUUAAUUCUACUUGACGCCGAAAUCAUAUAAACUAUGUAAUUAUACAAUAUUAGUAAACUACUGUAUAUAUCACAUCCUGAAAGUGGAAUGAUAGUGUUUCGGGGAAGCACUUUGACUUCUGAAAUCCGGUAUAAUUUAAUGCAUUGCGUUACGUUGAAUUGCUUUUGAGUGAAAAGUUACUCGCGCAUUCGCCUAUCUCUACGCUUCUCUUCUCUUCAGGAACUUUAUGGUAAGAUUUUGCAAUAGCGUUACUUAGUAGACGUUAAGUGGACUGAUGGCAUUCAAGAAUCGUAUUCAAAAUGAUCUUGUUAUUAUAAUGUCACCUGUCUAAUUAUAGUUUUUAGGUCAGAGUUUUGUACCUAUACAUAUUUUUAUUAGAUAAAGGUCUUUAAUAAAGGUUCA